GUGGCUGCGUCUGAUAGAACUCCACAGUGUACACGCGCACCUGACAGCUUCGCGAGCCCGACCUCAUCUGAAAAAAGGACCGACAUGACGCUGCUGGACGAGCGGAUCUGGUCGCUGUUCAAGCGCCACUGGCGUCAAACUCUCACAUACUGGAGCGCGUUUUUCAGCUUCGGCCUGUGCAUCGCCUUCCUGGGACCCACCGUGCUGGACCUGAGGUGUCAGACCCAGUCCACGCUGCAGCAGAUCACCUGGGUCUUCUUCUCCCAGCAGUUCUUCCUGCUGAUGGGCAGCGGCCUUGGGGGGCUCUUCCGGAAGACACUCCCGUCCUCACUGCUCGCCCUUUUCUCCUGCACUCUCGUCAUCUCGCUCGUGUUUGCCGUCAUACCGCUGUGUAACCAUGUGUUGCUGCUCUCUGUCGCCAUGGCGAUUGCCGGAUUAGCCAUGGGGGUGAUCGACACCAUUGCCAACCUCCAGCUGGUGAAUCUGUACCAGAAGGACUCCGCCAUCUUCCUGCAGGCCUUGCAUUUCUUUAUGGGCCUGGGCGCUCUGGUCAGCCCCCUGGUGGCCGAUCCUUUUCUGGCAGAUGACGUCUGUGUCCUGGGUGCCAACUGGACCACCAACUCGUCCUCUCCCUCCGACCUACAGCACCUCCGCAGCAGCCUGGCCGGGCACGGAGCGGCGAUCGGCAACAUCUCCCAGUAUCCUCUGCACACCGAGGGUGUAGUCGUCACCCAGGUGUCGUAUGCUUUCUGGAUCAUGGCUCUUAUCAAUCUCCCAGUGCCAGCAGGAGUACUCACUUUGAUGUACCACGAGAGACUGCUGCCUUGCUCCGGCAGCAGUCCACGUCUGAUCGACAGAGACUCUCUGUCCAGCACCAGCCCCACCGGUGACAGUGUUCAAGGUCAUCGGAGAUGGUUUGGUUGCUGCGACCCUGCCAAACUCCUGGGCCGCCCUGCUUCUUUCCUCAUUCUCCACGCACUCGGUGGGGCAAUCCUCUUCGUCACUGAAGGAAUUAUAGGCUCCUAUGCUGGAUUCGUCUACACCUACGCAGUGUCCCCUCCUCUGCUGAUGGGUCAUAAAACAGCUGGCUAUCUUGACAGUACAUUCUGGGCCUCCAUUACAGUAGGAAGACUGGCUUUCAUCUACCUGUCCUACAGAUACACAGCACCCAGGCUGCUCACCUUUAGUCUGGUCGGAGUCAUACUUGUGCAGUGCCUGUUGUUGAUCUUGUACACCAGCGGUGUGUUUCUCUUCAUCGGUACCUGCGUUUUGGGACUGUGCAUCAGCAGCGUGUUCCCGUCCAUGCUGGCCUUUACAGAGGACGUGCUAGACUACAAAGGUUGUGCUACAACUGUCCUGGUGACCAGUGCCAGCACAGGAGAGAUGCUGCUGCAGCUGCUUGUUGGAUCGGCGAUCCACAGUGGGGGCAGUUACACCUUCAUGUUGUGUUGUACAAUAUCAUCAUACAUUGGCUUCUGCCUGUUCCUGCUGCUCCUCUAUGUCAGGCACAGACACAGAAACCGCAGCACAGAUUCAUCUCAAAACACAGACAUGAAAGAGAGGCCCGAGUCGGGACGUUCUGGAUGCGAGGGGUCCCCGAGAGACUGAGGGGUUAGUCCAGUGGACACACAUGGCCAAGCGGCUCUGCUGUGGCCGAUGGAAAGGGAGCAUGAGAAGAACCAUCUCUGGACGUUCCCACUGCAGCCUCGGAACAGGAGCGUCAUCUCGGCCUCCUCCCACUGAACAUUUUUUUAACCU
Messenger RNA from Cyclopterus lumpus (lumpfish), 1758 nucleotides. It is a transcript of the gene slc60a1a, whose product is annotated as major facilitator superfamily domain containing 4Aa. The transcript has 10 exons. The coding region runs from base 85 to 1608 and encodes 507 amino acids. Gene Ontology annotation, biological process: transmembrane transport. The record is from RefSeq and is a predicted model, not a curated record. NCBI's taxonomy places the organism in Eukaryota, Metazoa, Chordata, Actinopteri, Perciformes, Cyclopteridae.